Molecule: messenger RNA, 2583 nt
Organism: Heterobasidion irregulare TC 32-1
Lineage: Eukaryota; Fungi; Basidiomycota; Agaricomycetes; Russulales; Bondarzewiaceae
Exons: 6
Coding region: 1-2583 (860 amino acids)
Source: RefSeq, a predicted model, not a curated record
AUGACGUCUCUGAUUUAUAAGCCAUAUUGCCGCGCUGUUCACUCUGAGUUCAACAAGUUGCCCUCUGAUUUGCAUCCAACAGUAGGCAGACACAGUCCUCUUCUCUUGGGAUCUUCAAAGUCUAGAAGGGAAGAUGUGGUCCACUCGUAUAUAUCAUCUUUGGCACGUUUUUCUAGAGCUCAUGCUGACGAAGGCCGUGCUGUGCUGAACUCCUGGAGCGCCGGCGCAUGUAAGCAAGACCGACGUCCUGAUCCUCUCAUUCGCGAAUCUGGAUUCGAAACACCUAUCCUAAAGCCUCGGACCGCGGCUGUCGAUAACAUCAAUGAUGACCCCCGAGGGCAAGGUGUUUCGGACAUUCUCACAACGAAACUCGCUCAUAGAAUCAAGUCGUCGCGAGAGAUGAAAGAACCGGCUUUCAAACUUCCACUCGAAUCGCCUUUAUCGAACGCUACACAAUUGGAUGUUGCCCUGAGGACAAAGAAUCCCCCGAAACUCGAGAGGAGCACAGCGAGGGGUAUAUCCAAGCCCAAAUCAUUACCUCUAAACCGAUCCUCCAAGAAGCGCUUUGCAAAUGAUGAAUCUGAUGAGGAUCGAGCUAUGAGAUUGGCACAGAGAAGGAAACGGAAACGGUCAAAACGAAUUAUCAUCGCAUCGCCAGCAUCCUACUGUUCUUCGAUCCCAGACGAGGAAGGAAUUCAGUCGAGAGAGAACGCGGACGCAAGGAAGGGCGCUCGAAAAAAGGAAAACCCGCCGAAGAUACCCGCCGGCCUUGCUCUCAUGCAUGGCUUUUCGGCAACGAAUGUGGGUAAAAACCGGCUGACGAUGGCACCGGGUGCUGGUCCUGGAGUAUUUAAUAAGGGGAAAGCCUCUCUUAGAAUCGGUGUUGUUAUCCGCAAAAUUUCUCCUAAAGAACUCAAGAACACCUUUUCAGAAAGCCGAUUUUUGAAUCACACCGGCGCCACAAAACCUGUUGUUCAAAAGUGCAAGCAUCCGUCACGGCUUCCUUCUAGUUAUAGCUCUCGUUCGUCUGAAGCAGGAUGUCUUCCAUCUACACCGGCUCCCAAAGGUAGAGCAAAAUUGCGACACGAUGGAGGUAAGAAAAAGCCUGUUCACAGGCAGGCAUCACUGGACCGUUUGGGCUCAGAAGACAAUACUACAUUCGAUGACCGACUAAUGAAUUCCAAGACAAAACCAGUGAUGCGCAGCACUCCAUGUUCCGAGGUCUGGGAUAUAGAGAUUGAAGGUCGGGGCCUGCCUUCCGAGUCUGGCGGCUCGAUAUCUUGCAGAACCAGCAAUAACGGAACCCAUGUCACGGAUUUUCCUCGUCGACGGCGGACGACACAAGGGCUUGCCGACGGUCUUGCAAUGGCUAAGUCCAACCAAAAUCCAAGGAACCCGUCCAGAGCUUUGUCUUGUCGGAGCCGUUCAACGGGAUCUAUCACGCGGCCUCGAAGCCAAACAGGAUCCGUCCGUGAAGGUGAUAGGCAACUUGAUUCGUCUCUUGGUCCUUCGGAGUCUGCCUCACAAGUUGCUCUACACACACUCGCAAGGUCUUCUCACUCCUUAUCCAAGUAUUUUACGACCACUGCACCAGACCCUCCCCCUUCUGCUCUCCAAAUUGACUCGAUCCCUGAAUGUUCCCCUAUACCUGGCGAUGACAACGACAACGACUCCAGCACAGAUGUUCAUUCUCUUCAUGAAGCCGCGUCGGUCAUUCCUGUCACGUUAUUGAACACAACUGUGACAAAAUUCCAGCCGCACUCAUGUUCAUCGACAUCUCUCAGAGCCCGUCAACCAAAGACCUGUUCGUCUCCCCAUUCUCUGGAACGGGCACUCCAAGAACUUGAAGCAGAUGACAUUCAUCCCGAUAUGAUUCGUAGCACAUCAGGCUUAUAUUCACCUUGGAAUAGAGACGGAUUUUACCAGGAAGCCGUACCUCGCGAUGAUCUUCAACUUUCCCUGGAGACUGACUUUUGUUCAGAAGCUCAUGAUGAUCUCAGACAACAGUCUCUGGAAGAUCUUCUGCAUCUGCCGUUGAUGCAUCAUCUGGGCGAUGUUGAAGAGCCGGACGCACUGGGUAACUUGGACUUGAACUUUGGCGGCAGCGACGACUACAGAAUGUACGAAGAGGGCUCUUACUGGGCGAACGCUUUGUUUGGCUUUGAUGCAGUGGAGAGCCAUAAAGAUUACAUGCAUGAUCAGGCAGUCUUGGAUUCGGGUUUCGAUACCUCCGAAGACCAGGAAAUCUUGGAUGACUCUCGGGACUAUUCCAUGUACGGUAAUUACGGCGAUAUUGCGCAGCCGUUUCUUGAUCAAAGUCUUCCAGCGGAAUUUUUGACUGGAGAAACGCGUAACGAAUCACAGUCCCUUUUGGAUGGCGUUGAUUAUGUCUCGGACGCGGAUGAAGUAGAGGCACUGACUCAGCCAUGGCUUUCUCAAGGCCGCGCACUUCUCUUGGGAUUCUCUGGGGAAAGCGCUGGUCCAUCGACACAACGACCGGGUCCAAAGCAUCAAAGCAUCCAUUUCGCGGAGGAAGACGUCGUGAGGAACUUGAAAGACCAUUGGUUACCCCAGAGACUGUGA